CCCAAAAUAAAUAAAUAAAUAAACAAUACACCAUUAUACUAUUCUAUAUCCAUAUUACAGCUCAGUGAAAAUGAACCAAAUUCCUAGUCAUAAUAGUAAAAUAUUAAAUGAGUGUAUUACAUAGAGUGGUAGAAGAAUCUGCAUUUGAAAUACUAACAUUAUUCCAAAUCCAACAUCACAGAAACAUACUUGUCACAAAAAAACAUAAAUACCAAUAAUAAUAAAGAAAUAAAGCAGAGGCAGCCCAACCACCCCACCCCCACCCCCACCCCCACCCCUCCAUCAUUUCCCAUUCACUCAUCAGUCAUCACCUCCACACCCCUUCUUCACUCCACAGAAAAUGGCUAUCUCAAUCUUCAUUCCCAAUUUUGCCCCUCUAACCCUCCUCUAUUUCCUCCUCCUACCCUCCCCCAUUUCCUCCCUCAACAUCACCCUCCUCCUCUCUUCCUAUCCCUCCUUCUCCACCUUCAACUCCCUCCUCUCCGCCACCGGCAUCGCCGCCGAUCUCGCCUCCCGCUCCUCCCUCACCAUCCUCGCCGUCCCCAACUCCCUCCUCCACUCCUCCUCCGCCCCCAACCUCCCUGACGUCCUCCGCUACCACGUCCUCCUCGAGUACCUCUCCCUCCCCGACCUCCGCCGCAUCCCCCCAGCCGGCAAGCUCGUCGCAACCCUCCUACAGACCACCGGCCGCGCCGCCGCCGACUCCGGCGCCGUCAACAUCACCGUCGACUCCUCCGCCACAAUCACAUUCCACUCCCCGGCCUCCAACGCCACCCUCCUCUCCCCAAUCAAAACCCUACCUUACAACAUCUCGAUCCUCUCCCUCAAUUCGCUCCUCAUCCCCCCCGAUCCCGAUCUCGCCGCCUCGGAGACGCGCCCCCCGCUAGGGCUCAACAUCACCAGCACGCUCAUCAACGGCCACGAUUUCAACGUCGCGGCGGCGAUGCUCGCCGCGUCGGGGGUGAUUUCGGAAUUCGAGGCGGACGAAGGCGGCGCCGGGAUCACGAUGUUCGUCCCCACCGACGAGGCCUUCGCCGACCUCCCGGCGUCGGCGAAAUUCCAGUCGCUGCCGGCCGAUCGGAAGGCGGCUGUGCUUCGGUUCCACGUGCUCCACUCCUACUACCCGCUCGGCUCGCUCGAGUCGAUCGUGAACCCGGUCCAGCCAACGCUCGCCACGGAGCAGAACGGGGCGGGUAGCUUCACCCUCAACAUCUCCCGGGUUAACGGAUCGGUAGGAAUCGACACCGGCAUCGUGCAGGCGUCGGUGACGCAGACGGUUUUCGAUCAGAACCCCGUCGCCAUUUUCGGGGUUUCCAGAGUGCUGUUGCCGCGGGAAUUUUUCGGGAGAGAUCCGAUUGAGCUCUACAAGCCUAAUAACGGUGGAGCUCCGCCUCCGGAUAUUGCGCCAUCGCCGGAGAAUUACGGCCCGGCGUAUCAUUUGUCGGCGGCGGCGGGUGGAGGAGUGGGGAUUUUGUGGAUAUUUUGGGGUUUUUUGGUGUACAGGAAUAUUUUAUUUUCGUAUUUGUAACUGUAAUUAAAUUCAUCCGUUGAAAUUGUAUAAUUAUUGAAAGAAAAGAAAAUUUUAACACGGAGAAGGAGAAUCAUUGAUGGGGGCUCCAAAUUCCACCAUUUUAGGUCGUGAUAUCGUUGUAAAGGGGAAUUUGAUCCAAAUUUUGGUGAGCAA
This is a messenger RNA of Salvia miltiorrhiza (redroot sage), 1684 nucleotides long. RefSeq names its product fasciclin-like arabinogalactan protein 4. The transcript has a single exon. Gene Ontology annotation, biological process: multidimensional cell growth; mucilage biosynthetic process involved in seed coat development; abscisic acid-activated signaling pathway. The record is from RefSeq and is a predicted model, not a curated record. Lineage: Eukaryota; Viridiplantae; Streptophyta; Magnoliopsida; Lamiales; Lamiaceae. Bases 341 to 1528 code for a protein of 395 amino acids. Gene Ontology annotation, cellular component: plasma membrane.